UCACUUCCCUCCCAGUAUACAAUUACACACACCACACAUCUCACCUCCAAACCCCUCUCAUCCCUCCACCGCCAAAAUGACACCCACACCCUAACCAAAGCCCUCCAAUUCGAACAGAAAAACCAAACCAUGCCACGACUCCCCAAACACCUAAAAAUCCAAAAACGCCCCAUCCCACACCCACCCACACCCAGCCCAUACUCCGGCUCCUCAACCCCCAAAACCAUCUACGUUUCAUCCUCGUCCCCAACAAUGGGGGUCAUCAAACGCGUACAGAAAUAUCUCCGGGCAGCGGAGAACCGCGCCACCGGGAGCGUCCUUGGGAAGAAUAAAGGGCGGAGGGAGCAGAUUGCGGCGUUGGCGAAGAGUCAAGAGGCGUUGAAGAAAGAGGAGGUGUUUGUGAAGGCGACGGGGCGGGCGAUGGAGAGGGCGUUGAAGGUCGGGAAGUGGUUUGAGGGGGAGGAGAGGAAGGAGGAGUAUUGUGUUAGGGUGAAGACGGGGAGUGUGGUUGUUGUUGAUGAUGUUGGGGAUAUGGAGGAGAGGAAGGAGAGGUUGAAGAGGGAGAUUGAGGAGGGGGGGUUGUCGAAGGCGGCGGUUAGGAAGAGGAAGAGGGAUGUUGCUAGGAUUGAGGGUGAGGUGCCGGAGUCGAGGACGAGGUGGGUGAAUAUGGUGGAGGUGGCGGUUUCGUUCAAGUGA
Messenger RNA from Aspergillus sclerotioniger CBS 115572, 696 nucleotides. Its product is annotated as ribonuclease P subunit p20 family protein. NCBI's taxonomy places the organism in Eukaryota, Fungi, Ascomycota, Eurotiomycetes, Eurotiales, Aspergillaceae. Gene Ontology annotation, cellular component: ribonuclease MRP complex; nucleolar ribonuclease P complex. Gene Ontology annotation, molecular function: RNA binding. The transcript is spliced from 3 exons. Bases 130 to 696 code for a protein of 188 amino acids. Gene Ontology annotation, biological process: intronic box C/D snoRNA processing; nuclear-transcribed mRNA catabolic process, RNase MRP-dependent; tRNA 5'-leader removal. The record is from RefSeq and is a predicted model, not a curated record.